AUGUCGCCCCCUCAGUCCUCGCCGCCGACGCCCUGGCGAGGCUUCAGUCCCCGCGCCAAGGGCUACAAUCAGGACGCAUCCAUUGCUCUGGUAGGAAUUCGUGGGACUGGAAGAUCGACUUUGGCAGUCAUGGCAUCCGGCGCGCUCGGAUUUCGUCUCCUCGACGCAGACCAGCAUUUCUUCCAGGUGACAGGUCUUUCGCGGGCGGCUUACAAGGCGGAACACGGUGCCGUGGAAUAUCGACGUGAGGAAUUGAGAUUGAUGAGGGCAAUGCUAUUCGAUAACCCAACAAGAGCCGUCAUUGCAUGCGGGCCAGGAGCCGUGGAGGGUACAGGUCAGACCUGGCUAUCUGAGUACGCCCAGACUCACCCAGUCAUCUACGUCCUUCGAGACGCCGAGGAAAUCAAAAGACAUCUGCGGGUAUGGGAUACAGAAGCCAUCAGCCGCUUGAUAUACUUGAGCGGGCCAACACAUAGGUCGCUUUCGAAUUUUGAGUUCUACAACAUCUCAGACAGCUACGGCCAGGUAGCUGAUCAUGUUUCUGGAUCCGGCCAGCAGUCUCCCAGGUCAUUAGCCCUCAAGCGGGUAGAGCACGACUUCCUUGAACUGCUGUUUCGCAUCACCAACCGCGACCAUCACGAAUCAGGAUUGUACCACGUUAGCUAUGGCACGCCAGCGUUAGCCCCAGAACACAGGCCUUUCACCUACUCCCUGACUUUGCCGAUAAUGGAUGUGGACAACGCUGGACCUUUGCUCCGGGACAUUAACACAACAGCUGAUGUUGCCGAGCUGGCGAUAUCGCUGCGAGAGAUGCGGGCCAGAUCACCCAACUUCGAUGAGCCGGUGGCCAAUUUCAUCAGCCGGCAAUACUACGCCGUCAAGCGAUACACGCGCCUCCCCGUAAUAUUCAACGUUCAAUUUGACGACUCCUGUCCACGGCAAGACUUGGUUUACUACCUCCGCCUCAUCGACCACGGCCUCCGACUCGCACCGGAGUAUCUUUGCGUGGACUUGAGCUGUGGUGAGCAAAUCCUCAAAAGCAUCAUUGCGGCCAGAGGAACGGCGAAGAUCAUCGGACAGUAUACCGAUAACACGGUCUUGGAACACGGUUGGGACAACCCAGCACUUACAGCCCACGCACAACUUGCGGAACGCUUGGGUUGCGAUAUCGUACGAAUAUGCCGAGAAGCUGAGUCGACAACAGACAACUUUGCGGCCAAGUACUUCAUUCAGAGCAAGUCAGCAGACUUUAAGAUUCCACUCAUCGCCUACAAUACCGGACGCUUGGGGCGAAUGUCCUGUUACUUGAAUCAGGUAUUCUCACCAGUAACCGACCCUCUGCUGAGGUCCAUCACCUCAUCACCUUUGAACGAUACCCUCCUCACCAUCCAGGAAGCCCAAAAGGCUCUGUACUCUUCUUUCCUCCUGGACCCCAUGUACUUUGGUAUCUAUGGCAUCAACGUGCUGCAGAGUCUAUCGCCGGCAAUGCAUAACGCUGCAUUCGAAUCAUGCGGAAUGCCUCACGAAUACAAAAUCUUUCAGCACCCUACAGUUAACCACCUGAGACACCUGAUAUCGGACGAGAACUUUGGAGGAGCCAGUAUCACUGCCCCGUUCAAGAAGGAGGUAUUUGCACUGGUAGACCUGACAAGCCCAGAGGCGCAGGCCAUUGGUGCCGUCAACACAUUGAUACCUCUCCGGUCAGCAAGCAUCGACUCUCUGAUCGACCGAAACAGAACAGGCCCCGUUGCGGCUCUUUAUGGAGACAAUACCGAUUGGAUUGGUAUUCAUACAUGCAUACGCCAGAAUCUCUCCCCAAUCAAUGGCGUGAAAAGGCGAACGACAGCCCUUGUGGUCGGGGCAGGCGGUAUGGCGCGGGCUGCGAUUCUUCCCGCGGACUGGCUAGCUAGUCCGACGGGAGGUGUUGCCAUUGAGCUGUCGUACAUGCCGUUGGAACCACCAUUACUCAAGCAGGUUCGGGAAAUGAGCGACCAAGGCUGGAUCGCUGUUGACGGACUGAAGGUUCUCCCGGAACAGGGAAUCAAACAGUUCGAGCUCUUCACUGCUCGGAAAGCACCUGGGAACAUCAUGAGAGACGAAAUUUUGAAAGCAUAUAAAGUAAGAGGCGGUAAUGGAGCCGAGUGA
This is a messenger RNA of Colletotrichum chrysophilum, 2145 nucleotides long. RefSeq lists its product as uncharacterized. Gene Ontology annotation, molecular function: 3-dehydroquinate dehydratase activity; shikimate 3-dehydrogenase (NADP+) activity. NCBI's taxonomy places the organism in Eukaryota, Fungi, Ascomycota, Sordariomycetes, Glomerellales, Glomerellaceae. Gene Ontology annotation, biological process: shikimate metabolic process; chorismate biosynthetic process. The transcript is spliced from 3 exons. The record is from RefSeq and is a predicted model, not a curated record. The coding region runs from base 1 to 2145 and encodes 714 amino acids.